AUGGAGAGCCCGAUUGCCAUCAGAGUUCGUCAAGCUGGUAGCGCAACACCGGCUCCAGUCAUUAUCGCGGACACAUUUCCCCCUCUUACGUCUUCGGGGGCCGCUCUCGUUGCUACGGCGUCGGUAAUGCUUUGGUUGACCACAUGCUGGACCAUCUUCCGCGUUUGGGCUCGAAAAAUCACCAAGAUUCCCUACUUGACCGAGAACUAUCUUUACUUUACAGCCCAGGUACUUCUACCCACAAGAUCUGUUGUAGUAAGUGGCGCAGGCCAUGAUAUAUGGAACCUCAGCGACGAGCACAAGUACCAUUACUUCCGAAUAUCACUCGCCACACAAGUCCUCUACGCUGCGGCCUUGGGUUUUGUCAAGCUCAGCAUUACUUGGAUGCUCCAACGCAUAUGUUUCGGCCAAUCGACGAUAUUUCGGCUCUUCGCCUGGAUCGCUAUGGCUCUGUUGGUCUGCUGGGCCUUAUAUACGGCUCUGAUAGGAUUUCUCAUCUGUCAGCCUGUUCAGUUGGCGUGGGAUCCAAGUGUACAAGGAACGUGCGGCAACCAUACCACCGCGUAUUCUGCGGUAGCAAUAUUUGACAUUAUCACGGACAUCAUCAUCGUUGGACUCCCGAUAAAGUUUGUUGCCCAGCUGCAGGUUCGACGUGCGCACAAGAUCGCCUUGUACGGAGUGUUCUGCGCCGGGUUCAUCACGGUUGUCUUCUCUUGUGUACGACUCUACUAUGCUUACAACAUUGACUUCAUCAACGUAACCAAAGGCUUCGCCAUAGCCAGCGUCAGCGGCGUCUUGCAAGCUGGCAUAGCUGUCAUGGUGGCAUCCAGCCCGAUGCUCCGUCCCGUCUUCGAUCGUACGGUAGGCCGAGUGCUGGGUCUCAGUCUGCAGAGUCAACGACGCGGCAAUGGCGCCACUUCGAAUGCGACAGGCGGGAAUGCUGCUGGUAAUAGUUCGGCUGGGCUGCACAACAAACACAGCGCUCGAUCCGACGGCUUCAAGCAAAUGUCGGAGAGCGAAGAACACCUUGCUUGGGAGCUCAGGAACAUGAAGGCUGCGGGAGGUCGUAAUAGUUACAACAUGGGGACCACAACGACUCAGGUAUCUGGAUGGCUCACGACCGGGAAGAAUCAUGGUUACAAAGACAACCGUGGUUAG
Messenger RNA from Colletotrichum godetiae, 1158 nucleotides. RefSeq lists its product as uncharacterized. Bases 1 to 1158 code for a protein of 385 amino acids. The transcript is spliced from 4 exons. NCBI's taxonomy places the organism in Eukaryota, Fungi, Ascomycota, Sordariomycetes, Glomerellales, Glomerellaceae. The record is from RefSeq and is a predicted model, not a curated record.